Rhizoctonia solani is the source of this 1359-nucleotide messenger RNA. Its product is annotated as Retrotransposable element Tf2 protein. Lineage: Eukaryota; Fungi; Basidiomycota; Agaricomycetes; Cantharellales; Ceratobasidiaceae. The coding region runs from base 1 to 1359 and encodes 452 amino acids. The transcript has a single exon. The record is from RefSeq and is a predicted model, not a curated record.
AUGGCAACCCACUCCUGGAGCUCCACUUGUCCUGGGUCCCCUCUCAAUCAAAGAGAGCUGGGACCCUCUAUUCAGACAACCACCAAUAAGCACAAAAGCCUUGAACCCAAGGUCUAUGGAGAAGUUUCCCUUAGCCAUGCAAUUGCCCUCAUCCUGGGAUUGCAAAACCAAGUCAUCCGGCUUGAAAGGGAACUCCAGGAAACAAAAGAAGCUACCAAGGAAGCAUGCAACUGGAUGGGAGCAGUCAAUCAAGCCCUUGCUCAAAUUGAGGCUGGACCUGGGCCCCACAGGCCCAAAGACCAAAAACCCCUGGUUGUUGAGGAGACCCCUUGGCCCUUACCAAAGGCCAACCCUCUACCAGUGCCUAGCGCGCCCCUCCUUACCUGGACCCAGGCCCAGCCAGCAAAACCUCCCAUUGUCUUUGCCCAGUCAACUCCUGUCCAGGCUCCCCCACAAGUCCAGACUCCCCCUGCACCUGUGCCUCUCUGGCUCUGCUCUCCUGCUCUCCCUCAGCCAGCAGCUCCAGUAGCUGCCUACCAACCCCUGGUCAAGGUAGAUCACCCUGAUGCCUACAUGGGGAAAAUAGGGAAUGAGUUGCACCAAUGGCUCACAAGGAUGCUGGCAUGGGUCUGCCUCAAUCAGCAGAUGUUCCCCACCAAUCAGGAGACUCUAUUGUUCCUCCUGAUGAACAUGAAGGAAUUGGCAGGAGCUUGGGCUUACCCCCACCUUGACCAACUAGGGUCACACUGUGCCCUGAUCCAAAUGGUGGAAGAUUUCAAAAGGGAGUUCUUGGCUGCAUUUGGUAACCCCACCACCACACAAGCUGCCAAGCAGCAGAUCACUCACCUUACUCAGACAGGCACCUGUGCUGAGUACAUUACUAAGUUCAGGACCAUUGCCAUGGACCUGGACUGGAACAAUGCCACCCUCUGCAGACAAUUUGCACAAGGCCUCCACUGGGAGGUCAGUUGCCUCAUAGCUACACAAGAGCAAUGCCCCACCACUCUCCUCAAGCUGCAGGACGCAGCUCUGGUCAUUGACAACACCCUCUGUGAGGAGCAUGCCAGCCACCCGCCAAAGGGUAAUAAGUCUGGCCCCUCCAACACUACCCCCAACAGGGGGGCAAGUACCAGCCAACAGGCCACAAGACCAGGUUGCUUGUCCAGCAAUCCCAACUUUGUCUCCAAGGAGGAGCACAACCAUUGCAGAGCUGAAGGCCUCUGCAUCAAAUGCAGUAAAGCAGGGCACAAGUUUGCAGAAUGCUGCACUGGCUGGAAGGCCAUCCCUAAGGAAGGAGAUGUCAAGAAGGAAGCCACCAAGAUUGGCAAAGAGUCUGGACCCAAAUUGGGAAAAGACUAA